AAAUAAUAUAUAAUUAAAGUAAUUUACCCUAAAAUACUUAAAGCUUUCAGUAUUACAAGUUCCACAUGCAAAUCAUUUCGUCCAUUACAUUUCCAUCACAACAUGCGAUACUCUUGGUUCAUGCUCCUCUUCACUAUCUCCCUCUCACUCCGGCCGAGGACGUCAUCGUCGGCCGACUUGAUCCAGCAGACAUGCAAGAGCACCAAGUACUACGACCUCUGCGUGUCGUCGCUGAAAUCCGACUCGUCGAGCCCCAAAGCCGGCGACGCCAAGGGGCUGGCGCUGAUCAUGGUGAGGCUCGGGGUGGCCAACGCCACCGCCACAAACGCCUACCUGCUCAGCGCCGCCGCAAACAGCACAUCAGCGAAGAAGGCGAUCAAGGAGUGCGCCGACAAGUAUGCAUUUGCGAGUGAGGCGCUCAAGAGCUCGCUUCAAGACUUGAGCGACGAGCUCUACGACUACGCCUACAUGCAUGUCAUGGCGGCCGCGGACUACCCGGACGGCUGCCGCAACGCCUUUAAGAGGUCGCCGGGGCUGCUCUACCCGCCGGAGAUGGCCCACCGCGAGGACGGCCUCAAGCGCAUCUGCGACGUCGUUUUGGGGAUUAUUGAUUCUCUCGCUUGACUACUACUGUCUUGUGUAUGUUGAUUUUCUUUAAGUUAAAAGUGUAAGACUUUUAUUCGUUGUGUUUAUACCGUGGAAUGUCGGAGAAUAAAGUGUCCUUGUGUUUUGAAA
Molecule: messenger RNA, 735 nt
Organism: Salvia miltiorrhiza (redroot sage)
Lineage: Eukaryota; Viridiplantae; Streptophyta; Magnoliopsida; Lamiales; Lamiaceae
Product: cell wall / vacuolar inhibitor of fructosidase 2-like
Exons: 1
Coding region: 103-624 (173 amino acids)
Molecular function (GO): enzyme inhibitor activity
Source: RefSeq, a predicted model, not a curated record